GUUGGCUACAUCACAUUCUUGUUUGUAUUUGAUUUGUACACACUUACACUUGUAUUGUUCUCAAUUAUUGCCUAAGCAACUAGAAACAAUGCUUUCUUCUUCUUCUUCUUCUUGUUUAACAACAGCAAGAAUGGCGCUUGCAAUUGUUCUUGUUGCCAUCUUUUUGGGUAGCUCUUCUGCGCAUCUUUCCACCAAGUUCUACUCCAAGAGCUGUCCUAUCUUGUUUGGUACUGUAAAAUCAGUCGUUACAUCUGCUGUGAACAAGGAAAAGCGUAUGGGAGCUUCGCUCCUUCGUCUCCAUUUCCAUGAUUGUUUUGUCCAAGGGUGUGAUGGGUCCAUUCUCUUGGAUGAUACUUCCUACUUUAAAGGGGAAAAAAUUGCUUUUCCUAACAAUAAUUCUGUUAGGGGAUACAACGUCAUUGACGACAUCAAAAAUGCGGUUGAAGAAGUAUGUCCCGGUAUUGUAUCUUGUGCAGAUAUUAUAGCUAUUGCUGCUCGUGACUCAACCGUAUUGCUUGGAGGACCAACCUGGAAUGUCAAACUCGGAAGGAGAGACUCCAAAACAGCCAACCUCAAUGUAGCCAACACCCCCGGUGUACUCCCAAGUCCAUUUUCAAAUCUCAGCGCUCUCAUCUCAAGUUUUCAAAACCAGGGCCUUUCUACUAGGGAUUUGGUUGCUUUAUCAGGUGCGCACACAAUUGGAAAAACAAGGUGCACUAUUUUUAGGGACCGCAUUUACAAAGACACCAACACUAUUGCGGCAUCCUUUGCUAAGAAAAGACAACGCAAGUGCCCUAGAGAGACAGGAUCAGGCGACGACAACUUGGCCCCUCUCGACCUUGAAACUCCUGCCUUCUUCGACAACUACUACUACAAGAACCUGAUCAACAAGAAGGGACUUCUUCACUCGGAUCAAGCUCUCUACAGUGGUGGAUCCACCGAUUCGUUAGUCAAAAAAUACAGCAAAAACCCAGCAUUAUUCAACUCCCAUUUCGCUAGAGCGAUGAUCAAGAUGGGCAAUAUUAGACCUCUAACCGGAUCCUGUGGUGAGAUCAGGAAGAAUUGCAGAAUAGCCAACUGAUACAACUCUGCAAAAGUGCUAUCUUUGUAUUGUGAUUUAAGUUGGAUCUUCAAGUGUAAAAUAAUUCAACGUGUUGUUUAAUUUGAUCGUGGUGUUUAAAUUUUUCUCUGGAAAAAGUGCUUAUCUAGUUUUUAGAUGCUUGGUCAUGGAGCAACCUAAAUACUUUAUGUCUGUAUCCCGCUAUAAGAUUUGGACUAAGUGGCGUUCAACGUUGUUGGUUUUUGGUUGCUAAAA
Messenger RNA from Ipomoea triloba (trilobed morning glory), 1315 nucleotides. RefSeq names its product peroxidase 4-like. Bases 89 to 1081 code for a protein of 330 amino acids. The transcript is spliced from 4 exons. Gene Ontology annotation, biological process: hydrogen peroxide catabolic process; response to oxidative stress. Lineage: Eukaryota; Viridiplantae; Streptophyta; Magnoliopsida; Solanales; Convolvulaceae. Gene Ontology annotation, molecular function: heme binding; peroxidase activity. The record is from RefSeq and is a predicted model, not a curated record.